Ilex paraguariensis (yerba mate) is the source of this 3250-nucleotide messenger RNA. NCBI's taxonomy places the organism in Eukaryota, Viridiplantae, Streptophyta, Magnoliopsida, Aquifoliales, Aquifoliaceae. The record is from the annotation of a GenBank genome assembly.
CGGAACUGUACCGAUGGUGAACACUGUCCGCGUAGUAGAAAAGCGUGAGUAAGUGAACUGAAACACAAGAAAACUCGAUAAUUCUCUGGAAUUUCCCUCUCCCUCCUCCAACUUCUCUCACUAAAUCCUCUGAUAAAUGAUUUGAAAACUCAUCGGUGUUUGAUGCUUCAAAUUCUUCCGAAGCGCUUCAAGACGUCGCUUUCAAUUGAGUUAUCUGCUUUUUUUUUUUUUUUUUAAAAUCUGAAAUUAGUUUCACCUUCGUCGUUUUUCUAUCGGGCGAAUCUCCGGCAGCAACAGUAGCAGUUUGAUAGGCCAAUUAGUUACUGAGCCUAUGUUAGUGUAUUUGAGUUGCAUGUGCUGGAUUUUCCAUGGAAACUACGGUUGGAAUCGAGGGAAAGGACGAAGCCAAAUUUGAGGAAAGUGUCGUGAAAACUAGCUCUGCUCCGUCUUCCUCGCCGAAGCAUAUUGCUGAUCCGGUUGUGUACAAGCUCGUUCGGGUUCAAGGCAAUGGUAGAUUAGUGCCGGCGACUGAUGAUGAAGUUAUGGAGGUUGCGGACUUGCUUGAGGAUGAUAAGGGUGACACUGGGCAGACUGUGGGAUGCACUUCCCUUGAUGGAUUGCCAUCUAGCAAGACUCAGCUGAAUCACAUAGAAGGUUUAUUACUUUCGGAGAAUCUAGAAGUUGAUGCUGAAAAAUCAAAUGCACUGCUUGACACAACAGUUGACUUGAGAAAAUCAGAUGCUCAACUUGAGGAAAUUGUUCCUUCAUCUGUACUGGGUUCAGAAGACAGCUAUAUAACUCAGUCUGGAAGUGUUGGGCAGUGCUCAGAGCCUCCUAUUGGAUCAGUCGAAAGUGGGACUUCAACUUCUGCUGUCUCUAAUACCUUGAAGCCUGAUUUCUCUAAGUUAAAGGGUGAAAUAUGCUUGGAUAAAAUGUCAGUUAAAGAACUUCAUGAAACUUUUAAAGCAACAUUUGGACGGGAAACUUCCGUCAAGGACAAACAGUGGCUUAAGAGGAGGAUUGCCAUGGGAUUGAGUAAUUCUUGUGAUGUUUCAACUACAACUUUUGUAAUUGAAGAUAAUGGAGUGGUGAAGAAGGGUAAACAAGAAAGCCUUAAAAAUGUGGAUAGUACACUUGCUGAUUAUGAUGUAGUUGGAGCAGUGAGUGAAUAUUGCAGAGGCUCACCAAGCGGCCAGAAUGAUCAAAUUGAAAAUCCUUUACCUCUUCCUGCAAAGAGAUUGAGGAACCCUAGCUUGGAACAUAAUUGUACUAAUGAAGAUGUUCCCAUGGAACAUAGAGCAGAGAAAAGAGUUCGGAAGCCCACGAGGCGAUACAUUGAAGAACUUUCAGAAGUAGAAUCCAGAGAAUAUGGCGGAAAGUUAAUCUAUCCAUUUAAAACCACCGAGUGUGACCAGUCAUCUCCAAGAACUCGUGCCAGGCCCCUUCUAAAUGUUCAGUCAGAUGGAAGAUCUCUUGUCACCAGGCAGGAUUCUCUUGGAGGUUCUGGGGUUCAGGUUCCAUUUGUUUGUCGGGUUCGAAGAAGCCGUCCAAGGGAGAAUUUCAUGGCUCUUAUGUUUCAGAAAGUCCAACCAAGCGGCAUGGGCAUGACAGCAAAACUGGUGAAAAGGGCCAUUGGUGUAUGUGGUCCGCAACUGGAUAAUGAGAGAGGAAACAAAGUCGGCAAUGCCCGGCUGCCCCCUGGAUGGACUCAACAGCCUCAUAUUGCUGAAAUAGAGAAAGAAAAGCAGAACUUGAAAAGAGAAGCAAUUGAGUUGGAUAAAGAUUUGGAGCUGAAACAUGUGGAUUCUUCCGGGGAUAAUUCAGAUGAUAACAUUGUAACUGUGCCCACAGCAAAUGGUGGAAUGAGAAGGAAACACCAUCGACCAUGGACUCUCGGUGAGGUGGUUAAGCUUGUUGAGGGUGUAGCUAGGUACGGUGCUGGUAGGUGGUCUGAAAUAAAACGUGUUGCCUUUGCAUCAUAUUCAUACAGGACUUCAGUUGAUCUCAAGGUACAUAAUUAAUUCAAUAGAAAGUCACUGGGGAAUAUAUAAUUUUGCUCAAUGAUUGUUAAAUGCUAGUUAUGGGAUUGUGUUUUGGUUUUUGCUGAGGUAAGUGUACCGAGCUUUAUUGUGCAGGACAAAUGGAGGAAUCUGCUGAAGGCUAGCUUUGUGCAUUUGCCUGCAGAAAAAGGGGUGAGCAAUACAUUGUUAUGUUUGUGUUUGUGUUUGUGGUUCACUCCGCAAGUUUUUGUUAGAUUAUGGAUGUGAAACAUAUAUCUUUAUUAAAGAUGAGAUCCUGGAUGUGUGACCAUCCAGAAGAGGAAGAUACAUGAAUUAUAGCACUUUCUUUGGUGGUAAGUUGUGCAAUGUUUGAACCGUAGUUAUCCUGCUUCUGCAGUAUGGUCAUUGUUUAGUUAAUUGGUCAUAUCACUGGGGUGACUGAUUGAGAAAGUGAUGAAGAGGGAGGGGGGAAGGGGUCCAGGAAUUACAUACAGUCGUUUUUAUUAUUGUUUUCUUUAAUUGGUGAUAUGUGCUCAGGCACCGUUAAUGUUUGUUAUCAAGUACAUGAUCAUCUCUUGUUUAGCACGUUUUCUUUGAACUAUUCUGUGGCAGCAUGAUUGUAAUUGUGAGUCGUUUAGGCAUCCAUAUAAUAGGCAUAAUGAAAUUCAUAUCUUUUGGGACAAACCUCUGCAAUUAUCUAUUGGAAAUUUCAGAAUAUUUCAGUUAAAAUUUCUUGUAACAGAGAAAAAGAAGAGCCCAAUGAAGGUGAUAGUGAUUAUUUCUCAUUCUGUUUCUGUAAAUUCUGGUACUUUUAAUUGUAUUAGUUUUGCUCACUUUUCAUAACAUCUUCCUAGAAAAAAACAAUGCAGAUGCAGAACUCGAGGAAACAUGCUUCCAUGCCAAUCCCUGCUGCUAUUCUCCUGCGAGUGAAAGAACUUGCUGAAAUGCAAGCGCAGGUUCCACCAAUUCUCAGCUCAAGUAAAUUUGCUGGACAUGGUGGUGAAAGGAUACAAGAAACAAGAGCUGGGUACUUGUAGCAUUGUAAAUAAUAAACUAACCUUUUUUUUAGAAAUAAGAGUUCUAGAUAUUUUAUUCUUGUUUUAAAGUAGUUCCUUGAUCCUCAUAUUUAUGGUGGAUUGAUUGGCCUUUGUCAAGUUGUGUGCUUCUACUGACAUUCUUAUUUAGUUUCUGUACCCUGCUAAUUUCUCCCCCCCAUCCCCACACCUGCGCCGGGGAGAGGGGGGGGGGGG